Messenger RNA from Phytophthora infestans T30-4, 1010 nucleotides. RefSeq lists its product as uncharacterized. NCBI's taxonomy places the organism in Eukaryota, Oomycota, Peronosporomycetes, Peronosporales, Peronosporaceae. The record is from RefSeq and is a predicted model, not a curated record. The transcript has a single exon. Gene Ontology annotation, molecular function: tRNA binding. Bases 316 to 849 code for a protein of 177 amino acids.
GCGCUUGAUAGCCCGGGCGACAGUAGUUGACGGUAAUUGUAGGUGCCCGCAUUAUCUAGCAUGCGAAGGCACACAUACAGGGCCAGCAGGCGCAGCAGAUUCUGCCAACGACAACGCCCUUUCCAUGGACUGUGCGAUCCGAUUGGCGGAAACCCGCACAACCGCGUGCUUGAAGUUGGCUGCCCAAAGGGGCUUCUCGGGUCCAGGCUUUGGGGAGCCGGGUACGUAUGUCUAAAUCAUUUCCCAAGCUGUCUCCCAGUGCUCAAGUGGUUCUUCAGCCUUCGGUCCAAAAACAAACUCUACGUCUCCUCUACCAUGGUCAAGUCGGACGUGUAUAGCUCCCCUAUCGUCUUCUCCCAGCUGGACCUGCGGGUUGGCAAGAUCACCGAGGUGAAAGCGCACCCGAACUCGGAACGCCACUACAUUGAGACGGUGGACAUCGGCAAGGGUGAGGAGCUCGAGAUGGUCAUGGAACACCAGCCGUACUUCGCCGAGGAGGAGCUUGUAGACCGAAAGGUUGUGGUACUCUGCAAUCUCAAGAUGGUCAAGGUGGUGCGGACACGCUCCACGGGCGCCAUCCUGCUGGUGGCUAACGACAAGGGCAAGGUCGAACUGCUGGACCCAAGCCCGGAGGCUGAGAUAGGCGAGCGUGUUUACGCUAGCGGUGAGGAGUUGCAGGAUCCCGUGACGCCCAUCCAGAUGAAGAAGAACAAGGUAUGGGAGGCGCUGUGCAAGGACAUCAAAACCAACAACAAGUGCGAGAUCACGUAUUUGGACCGAUACCCGGUGCGUUCACGGGCGGGCCCCGUGCGUGUCGAGUCGCUUAAGAAGGUUUUCGUAACAAAGUAAGAGCGGCCAUUGGCUCGUGUCUCCCCGUCUAGUAGUAUGUACGUUGAAAGCUGGCGAACGACGGCAAGCGUGGAAGCGAUCUGAGUUCGGCAACCACCUGCCGGUUUCCUGCGAGGAAGGGUCCGUUAUUCUCGCGAUUUUUCCAAGAAAAGUGAAAAACA